AUGGACGGCAUUAACAAUACCAAUGUGAAAGAAUUUAUUUUGCUGGGAUUCUCUAAUUCUCAACAGCUACAGUGGCCUCUGUUUAUUUUCAUCUUAAUAACGUAUGUUAUAUGUGUGACUUGUAACAUUAUUAUCAUUGUUCUUGUUAAAACCGACAAUUAUCUUCACACACCAAUGUAUUUUUUUAUUAGUACUUUUGCUGUAUUAGAAAUUAUGUUUGUGUCAGUUGGGAUUCCAAAACUCCUCACCAAUCUUAUUGUGUCAGACAAGAGAAUUUCUUUCACUAGCUGCUUUUUACAGCUGUAUUUUUUACAUGCAUUGGGAGAAACUGAAUGUUGUCUACUUGCUGUUAUGGCUUUCGAUCGAGACUUGGCUAUUAACAAUCCUUUGAGGUAUUCAGAGUUUAUGAGUAAGGAAUUUUGUAUUGCUAUUUCAAUAUUCCCAUGGAUUGUUGGUUUCACCAUUUCUUCCAUUCCCACAAUCGUUACAGCUGGAUUACAAUAUUGUGGUCAUAAUGUGCUCGACCAUUUCAUGUGCGAUAUGGCGCCAUUACAGAAUCUGGCUUGUUCCAACCCUUACUUCAGUAAUAUGGCUAUAAGUACUGUAGCUGUUUUUACUGUAGUUUUUCCAUUUUUCAUCAUCAUGGGAUUUUACAUCCAUAUUAUAAUUACUAUAUGUAGAAUUAAAAGUAUUGAAGGUAAAAGGAAAGCAUUCUCUACAUGCUCUUCCCAUAUUCUAGUAUCUAGUUUAUUCUACAGUUCAGUCAUUGUUGUAUAUAUCAGGCCUAAGGGAAGUCAAUAUGAUAAAUAUUUAGCUCUCAUAUACACAGCCAUUAUUCCAGUUUUGAACCCAUUUAUUUAUACAAUAAGAAACAAAGAUGUGAAGAAAGCAUUUAUAAAGUCAAUUAAACAGUGUAUCACUCAAUGGCCACCACUGUGGGAUUGUGCCUCAGACACCACGCGGCUAUGCGGUCUGCACUCUGACCCAUACUUUCACGCUACCCCGGCUCUUAGUUGUGGAUCUUCAGGGCUCACCUCACAUGAAUGCGGAGCUUGCUCUAAUGCAAAGCAGGUGCUGCAGAUCUUCUCUGUAAUGGGCCAGCGAUACACUUACCCUGAAGGCUCCUCAGCACAUGAAGUGAACUGGACUACUGGGCAGUCAGGACUUCCGCUGUUCACACAGCAUCGGCAUACGCAGCAGGUCCCUGAUCCGCAGCUAUCCACAUCACCUAGAAGCACUCUGCUACUGUCCCAGCUGUGGAAGCUGGAACCCAACCGGCCGAAUGUCUCGGGCUACAAACGGCAUCCAAUGGUUGCAGCAGCCGUGACAUGUCUCAGUUGUGGCUCAGCUCAAAUGUGA
Messenger RNA from Bombina bombina (fire-bellied toad), 1359 nucleotides. Its product is annotated as olfactory receptor 6C75-like. The record is from RefSeq and is a predicted model, not a curated record. Gene Ontology annotation, cellular component: membrane. Gene Ontology annotation, molecular function: G protein-coupled receptor activity; olfactory receptor activity. Gene Ontology annotation, biological process: G protein-coupled receptor signaling pathway. The transcript has 2 exons. Bases 1 to 1359 code for a protein of 452 amino acids. NCBI's taxonomy places the organism in Eukaryota, Metazoa, Chordata, Amphibia, Anura, Bombinatoridae.